Molecule: messenger RNA, 1602 nt
Organism: Caenorhabditis bovis
Lineage: Eukaryota; Metazoa; Nematoda; Chromadorea; Rhabditida; Rhabditidae
Source: the annotation of a GenBank genome assembly
AUGUCGCUGUCAUCAUUAUGUGAUAACCACCAACUUCUCGAUUUCUCAUCAAUUCUUGGAGAAUAUUCAAAUGCGCAUAAAAUUCUUGUAUUCUCUCCAACCGCCAGCAAAUCGCAUAUGAUUUCGCAAGGACGAAUCGCCGAUGAAUUGGCGAAAGCCGGGCACCAAGUGACCAAUUUCGAGCCCGAUUUUCUCGAUUUAACCGACAAAUUUGUGCCGUGCAAAUUAUGCAAACGUUGGCCAGUGACUGGAUUGAAAAAUGCGGAAUAUAAGCGAAUUCAGUCGGAACUUUCCGAACACAUUUUCAAGGAAUCGUCGAUAUGGAGCCGAAUUUUCAACGCUGAAACCGAUCCGCAUCAAGACGAAUACAAUAAUCUGUGCGAAGAAAUCGUCUCAAAUUCCACCCUAAUUGCUCAAUUACGCGCCGAGAAUUUCGACGCCUAUUUUGGUGAACACGUUCAUCUGUGCGGAAUGGGUUUGGCGCAACUACUAGGAAUUCGCCACAAAUUUUGGGUGGCGAGUUGCACCAUGGGUGUAAGCAUGCGCGACACACUUGGCGUGCCGACACCAUCCAGCUUUUUGCCGUUCAUGGCGCAUCUCGACUCAACGCCGGCGCCAAUAACCCAGCGAUUGACGAAUCUUUUGCUCCAUUUGGUCCAGCUUCGAGAUGAAUAUCGAGAUAACUAUCGGACCACUCAGAUGUACAGAAAACACUUCGGCCCACAAUUUCCGGAUAUCAACGAAAUUGCUCGCGAUUCUGACGUUGUAUUUGUUUCGACCGACGAGUUGCUCGAGAUUCCUGCUCCAACGUUGUCAAAUAUUGUGCACAUUGGUGGUCUCGGCACCGAACAUGGCGAUGAGUCAGGUCUUGACGCAAAAUUUGGUGCAGAAAUGGAGAAAGGCGAUGGUGUAAUUCUGUUUUCGCUUGGUACUAUUGCCAACACCACUAAAUUACCGUCCGAGAUCAUGCGAAAUGUGCUGGAAAUCACGCAAAAAUUCAAAAAAUUCCAUUGGAUCAUCAAAGUCGAUAAGUACUCAAAGGAUGUUUUUGAAAAUGCCGAAGGACUAUCAAAUGUAAUUGUGGCCGAUUGGGUACCGCAGCCAGCAAUUUUGGCUCACCCUCGUCUGAAGGCAUUUAUCACGCACGCCGGCUACAAUAGUCUAAUGGAAUCGGCUCGAGCUGGUAUUCCGGUCGUCUCAAUUCCAUUCAUGUUCGAUCAACCACGGAAUAGUCGAGCAGUUGAGAGGAAAGGAUGGGGAGUUGCUCGGGAUAAGAAGAUGCUCAUCAAUGAGCCGGAGAAGAUUGAGCAAGCGGUUCGCGAAAUUCUCACAAAUCCAAUAUACACCAAAAAAGCUCAAAGGCUCAAAAAAUUGAUGAGAACGAAACCCCAAACAGCGUCUGAGAGACUUGUGCAAACAACAAAUUGGGUUCUGAAGAAUAACGGCGUCGAAGAGCUUCAAUACGAGGGAAAAUUACUCGAUUUCGUUACCUAUUACAAUUUAGAUAUAAUUAUCUUGCUUAUUACGAUUGUCAUUAGUUUAUUGUGCAUGUUGCGAUUAUCAAUGUUCUUCAACUCCAGCCAAAAGUCAAAAAUUGAAUAG